Molecule: messenger RNA, 1239 nt
Organism: Adineta steineri
Lineage: Eukaryota; Metazoa; Rotifera; Eurotatoria; Adinetida; Adinetidae
Source: the annotation of a GenBank genome assembly
AUGAAUAAAAUCUUAUCAGAUUCAAAUCCAUCUUUAAUUACUGCUGGACUUCCCUCAAGUUCACUAAUAAAAUCUCAAUUAAAACGUAAUCAACAUGUAAAUCAAAAUCAAGCAAAUGAUACUCAACCAAUUAUUUUCAAUUCUCAACAAGAUAAUAGUAGUCAAUAUACAACACUUUCAAAUCGUACUCUAUCAGAUACAUAUUUAAAUAUCUCAUCUAAAGAUAUGAAGGAUAUUAUGACAGCAUUACAUACUCUAGCUAAAUAUAUACAAUAUGAUGUUGAUAAUAAAGAUCAUUAUCUAACAAUGCUUCAUUCUAAAAGUACAAAUCAUACUUUAAAAAGUUCUACUCAACCAAAUAAUUCUUUUUAUCAUUAUCAUCGAUCUUCAAUACAAAAUAGACGGCAUUCAUUAUCAUCGGAUCAUCAUCAUCAUAUCAAACAUCAUCAUCGAAAUUUAGUUGAAGAAUUUCAACAUGAUCUAUAUGAUAUGAAACGUAAACAACGCGAACAUCAAAUUCUACGUCAAUUACAAUAUCAUAAGAAUCUAUCAAGUUAUCCUUCAUAUAGUUCGAAUGCAAUGCUUUAUACAACAUCGACAUGUAAAUCAAAUAUACGACCUAGACAAAUCUAUCAUUAUUCUCGACACCAUCAAUCAGCAAUAAAAACAUAUUCACAAGAUCAAUAUCAACAAUCAAUCAAAAAAAUUCGAUCGUCAUCAUCAAUACCUCUAUCUUCUUAUAUUAUUCUUGAUAAAUUUAUUUAUAUCAAUAAAAAUGAUUCCAAUUUAAAUCUUCAAUUAUUACCACAACAAGUUCAUACAUUACAAAUACUUCAAAAUAAUUAUAUACAUAGUUUUCUAUCUCUUAAUUCAUUAAAUUUAAAUAAAAAUGAUGUUGCUACACAAUGGAGUUUACAAAUGCCAAUCGAUGUAUCGAAAUCUUUAGAAUUACCUCCUACACGUACAGAUUCAAAUAUUUUAACUGAAGAAUUUUUAACAACAUUCAAUCUGCCAAUAUCUUGUAAUAAACGAUCUCGUCAUUAUACAUCUCGAACUAAUCAAAAAAUAAAACGAUCACGUACUCAAUCAAAUAGUGAUCGAUUAAUAACUAUAAUUCAACCAUAUAAUUUAAAAGAAGAUUCAUCGCUAGAUUUUUUUGAUAUUGAUACAACAUUUUCCGAUACAUACGAUCGAUUAUUUACUGAUAUAACAACAUCAGCAAAAAAAUACAUCGACUAG